ACUUUUAGAUAGAUUAAUUAAUAUGUCUGUAUUUGUUGAUCGAUUAUAUCCGCGUGAAAGUGCUGAAUUUAUUGUUGCAAAUGGUAUUAACAACAUCGAAUUAUCACAAGAUGGAAUAGUAAAAGUGGCUGAACUUAUCAUGAAUGCCAUUAACAGCAAUGAUUUUACGGAGGAUUCGUAUUUCUCACUUGAUGUUCAUCCACAAGUAGCUGAUCGUAAAGCUAUUGAUUGGAUCUUUCUCGUUGAUACAAUCAAUUUCUCAUUUUGGUUUAACCAUAAAGCAAAUUUUAAAGUAACAUUUCACGAGAAACAAUAUACAGGUUAUUUGGCUGCAUGUGCAUGCAUUAAUAGAGCCAUAGAAGAAAAUAUACCGAUUACCACUGCCGGUUAUAUGGAAAAUGUUACUGAGGAUGAUAUUCGGAAGAUCUUCAAAACUGAUAAUGGAAGUGAAAUUCCUUUAUUGCAAGAACGAGUAAAGGUGAUAAAUGAAGCCGGCAGGGUACUCAAUCAGGAAUUUGAUGGAACAUUUUACAACUGCAUCUUGAAAUGCAAUAAAAGCGCCAUUAAACUGAUGAAAGAUGUUGCUGAACAUUUCGAAAGUUAUCGUGAUUUUGCUACUUACAAAGGACAAAAAAUUUCAUUUCUCAAACGAGCACAAAUCCUUGUGAGUGACAUAUACUUGUGCAUGCGAAAAAGUGACGAUGCGUGCAAUUUUCAUGAUAUUCAUGAACUUACAAUGUUUGCCGAUUAUCGUGUACCACAAGCACUUCACUUCCUAGGUGUACUGAAAUACUCAUCGGCACUGAUGAAAGAACUGGAUGAAAAAGAAUUACUACAAAAUGGUUCAGAACAUGAAGUGGAACUGCGAGGAUUCUCAAUUAAAGCUUGUGAUGACAUUGUGAAAGCAAUUCGGCAGAAAGCUACAGACGAUCGUUACAAUAUGUACAAUGCAGCAUAUAUAGACAAUUUUUUGUGGCUGUAUCGACGGAAAAAUGCUAAACGAAUUGAAGAAAUGGUUCCAUUCCACCGAACACGUUGUAUAUAUUACUGAAUUUUCGAGUUUAAGUCUAUGAGUGUUGCUGUUACGUUUCUUUUUUCACUUUUGUUACAUGGAUGAAAGAUUAAAACAGGAUUCCAUCAAUUUCCCUCUCACUCAUAUCUUAGAAAAUCUUGCCAAUAUUUUGCAAAGCAGAAUAUUCAUUAAAUCUAGCACCAAAAAAAA
Molecule: messenger RNA, 1222 nt
Organism: Loa loa (African eye worm)
Lineage: Eukaryota; Metazoa; Nematoda; Chromadorea; Rhabditida; Onchocercidae
Exons: 8
Coding region: 23-1051 (342 amino acids)
Source: RefSeq, a predicted model, not a curated record